UUUGAGGUUUAAUUAAGUGAAUUGAGCAAAAAGGGCUGUAAUAAAAGAAUCAUUUUCAAAGCCUAAUGUUUUAUUUUAUCGACACUGUAACAUUGAUUUCUGUACAAACAUAUGUCGGUAAGAUAGAAAACUGGACAAACUUUACCGACCAGAUGGCGCCACAUUAAAAUGCUCGGUAAUUCCCGCACUUUUAACGCUUUAAACGAACCUAACCUUAAUUUUUAUUAUUGUUAACAAUCACUUUGUUUACUGUAAUUAAAAUAUAAAUAAGUCAUUGUUGUUAUUCCCGUUUUCUCUCCGAAAUAUACAUUUUGGAAUUAAUAAUUUGUUUCAGUUUCAUUUCAUGGCGGCUAUAUGUUGACAAUAAUCUUCAAGAAUUGAAGGAAUAGAUUAAUUCAAUGGACUAUCCAAAAGACUGUCGACAAUCAAAAAAACUCAACAAAUUAUGUCUCUGAAUUGUUGAUUCAGAUGUGAUUUUCACGUCUGCUUGGAAGGCUUUUAUAUAAAUAAAGGAGUGAGUUAAAUUUGAAGAGGAUCGUAGUAAUUAUGGAUGAAUGUCAUGGAACGACGUAUGUUCCGGAAGUAGAGGAAGGUUUACGAAAGGAGCAGGAACGACGGAUUGUACAGGAAGGAGCUUUCUUGUGGAAGACGCGAAAGGAGGAGCUUCAACGUCAGAAACACCGCGAGCAACAUGAAUUGCAGGCAAUGUUGGAGAGUUAUUCACCUUGGGGAAAACCUGGUGGUGGUGCUCCAUGCGAGACAACUUUGCGGAAAAAGAAUGUGCCACUCGAGCCAUCAGAGCGAGUAAACACUCAAGAUAUGGGAUGGAUGACAAAGUCUGCUAGGAAAAGUAUGCAGUCUAUAAAUCCUUUGGCAUCAACUGAGAUGAAUAAAUUGUACGAUGUUGGUGCUCGUAGAGGAAUUACCCCGGACCCUCAUCCAGAUCCUAUUACUGAACGCAAUUCAGGGAAAGCGUAUAAUGAGGAGGUUCAGGUUUAUCGCCUCACUGGUGGCGUCGAGUUGGUACCACUUCUGACAUGCAGGAGGCAUUAUUCACAAUCGCAACCCAUCCGACAUCUCAUCACUGACGCCAGAAAAUCUAGUUACACUUUAGAAACAUUGAGAGAACUCGCUGCUAGCAAUAGAGAAUACAUAGCAGAGCUCGGGGAUCAAAUAAGACGAAAACGAGAAAGAAAUGUGAAUUUGAAAUUCGACGGACCACUCGCAAAGAGAGAGAGAGAGAGAGUGAGUGAGUGAGAGAGAGUGCCUGAAACUUUUUUCAUAUCAGCAGCCAAAAUUAUCUCGCGUUUCCAGAAUUGCUUGGUGAGUAUGUAUUUAGUUUGAAAACUUCAAGUACUCUUUCAACUUCAUGAAACAAGCGAAACUAACUGCCUUCUUCAAAUAAACUUU
Molecule: messenger RNA, 1410 nt
Organism: Leptopilina heterotoma
Lineage: Eukaryota; Metazoa; Arthropoda; Insecta; Hymenoptera; Figitidae
Exons: 7
Coding region: 547-1257 (236 amino acids)
Source: RefSeq, a predicted model, not a curated record